Molecule: messenger RNA, 813 nt
Organism: Exophiala oligosperma
Lineage: Eukaryota; Fungi; Ascomycota; Eurotiomycetes; Chaetothyriales; Herpotrichiellaceae
Exons: 1
Coding region: 203-643 (146 amino acids)
Source: RefSeq, a predicted model, not a curated record
AUGCCUUGUUACGGUGUCCGGGACUACCCUGUGUGCACCAGCCCUGAUGUCGGCACGACACUCAGACUCAGAAAAGGUACACAUUGAAAGCGCACCAUCUACGAACUCUCGUCAGAUAUGUCGAGGAUAAAAAUUCUCUGCAAUCCCACGACGACAUCCCGGACAGCCUUCGACAGCAAAAUUAUGCGGAAGCAAGAACAAUAUGUGCGGAAGAAGCGUGUUGGGCGUGGAUCUGUUUCUUUCGGUAGGACCCCCAUCCAGAUCACCAACGUUCUUAAACCUCAGUCUUCGACAGAGUCAGAGACCAUGCAGCGACCCGAAACCAUGGCGCCUCGGCAUCGCUGGCCUCCACGAUGUCAAUGUCCAAGACUACUGUGACUGGCUCAAGUCUCGGGUGAAGAAGGAAUCACACAAAAACGCAUAUCAAAAAGCAGCUGACUUUCUUCUCAAAAGAUCCUUCGACCUCGAUUUGGUCUAUGAGGACCAGAAUCCUACUUUCCUCGUUGAGCAAGGAGGGGUAGAGGAAGGCAUCGCUCGGCGAUUUGUGAAGGACCUUCCUCUAAGGGUCAAACUUUGCAAGCAGAACGAGGUUAAAGCGGACAGCAUCUUGCAGUCCUCGCGUGGGCCCAUACAUCUUCGGUGAAGACAUAUUCGGAGGGGUGUUUGACUUCUUUGUAUGUGGUGUUGUUGGGGACUAUGAUCGACGGUUAUUUUCCGCCUGGACGCGCAGAGUUUAUGACAAUUUUUCUAGUGUUUGGAUCUCAGGUUGACAGUACCUCGACCUCUUUCGUGUGAUGGAAUGAUGUAUUAUCC